Coprinopsis cinerea okayama7#130 is the source of this 2397-nucleotide messenger RNA. RefSeq lists its product as hypothetical. Lineage: Eukaryota; Fungi; Basidiomycota; Agaricomycetes; Agaricales; Psathyrellaceae. The record is from RefSeq and is a predicted model, not a curated record. The transcript is spliced from 4 exons. Bases 1 to 2055 code for a protein of 684 amino acids.
AUGCGCGCGUUUUGUAGGUUGUUGGCGUUGUCCAGUUUGGCGGUUGUCGUUUCCGGCGCCGCUGUACCCGCCCCUCCUUCGCCAGGCUCCCCCGCCGCCACCGCAGCCGACACCACCGUCGCCGCCCGGAUCGUUCCACCAGCUGAGCGCGGCCAGCCACAGCCCGCCUCUCUCGACGAUAGCGGGAAUCGACCGCUCUCACCAGCUGAGGCUCUAGGCACCCUCGACGCCGUCCGUACUCUCCGGUCCAACACCGAGCACCCGGACCACGUCGCAGUGGCGAACGCCCUCCGCUCGGCGGGGGCGAAGUUGAAGAGCGGGCCUGGGAUUAACGAGACUCCGGGUGUCCUUGGGGGAGGUGGAGGUGUGCAGGGUACGAAGGUUUUGGUAAAUGGGAAGGAGGUUAGGAGUGGGAGGAAGGUGUUUGGUGGGAGGGGGAAGGGCGUUGUUCGUCGUGUGAGUAAGAGACAGGCUGACGAGGAUGAUGGCUUUGAAAGCGAUGUCGAAGAUGGCCAGGUUGAGGAAGGUGGAGUCGGUGGAGAGGAUGCUGUCGAGGGUGAUGAUACUGAUGCUGUUGAAGGGGGCGUCGGCGAUGAGGCUGUUGGCGAAGGCGACAUCGACGGCGAGGCGGGUGUGGAAGACGAUGGCGUUGACACUCCCGAGUCUGUGAUCGACGACGACGUCGAAGGGGAAGUCGAGCCUUCCCUCGAUGGUGCUGAAGGCGAAGUUAGCGUCUUGGGUGACGAACCUACCGACGAUUCUGUCACUACCGGCGCUGGUGACGACGACGCUUCCGAAGACGACACCUCUGAAUCCUCUGAUGAAGACACCUCCGACGAAGAAUCAUCCGACGAAGACGACACCUCUGAAGACGACACCUCUGACGAUGAGGACGAUGAGGACGAGGACGAAGAGUACACCUUCCGCCAGGUCUUCGAAGGCACGGGUACCAACCCCGACGACCGCGACGCCUCGAUCCAGGGGACAGCCUACCUCACCUACACCCUCGUCAACAACGCCACGUACAACGUCGAGGAGUGUUUGGCGUUUUGUAGGGGCGUUGAGGGGUGCGUCUUCGCAAACCUCUACUACGAACUAAACAACCACGGCCUCGACUUCAACCCGCACCUGCCCUCUCACCUCUCAUCACCUUCGAACCUCAAGUGCGCGGUCUACGGGGACGUGCACACCGAGGAAGAAAAAACGAAUUGGGGAGGUCAGCAGAGUUAUCCGUAUCCGGCGCCGUUGGUUGUUAUUCAGGAGAGUUCGGGGUGGGUGAAGAUUAAGGGCGAGGGCGGUGGGGAUGGAGGCGAUGGUGGUGAGGGAGGUGAAGGGGGAGAUGGUGGGGAAGGUGGAGACGGUGGAGAUGGAGAUGGGUGCGACGAACCUGGUAUCGACCCCGUUACCCCUGAAGGGUAUGAAUUGACGUUUGGACCUGUCGAAGCUGCCAACGACGCCGACGGUUACACCCUCCCCACAGACGAAUCAACCGCCACCUACACCGGGCACACCGACGGAAUCAGCAUCACCCACUCCAGGGGGUACACCCGCACAAACCACCUAACCGACGGCUCCUUCCAAUCCUUCACCUGCCCCUCCUCCUUCUGCUUCCAAGAAUCCUACGAACACUGGAUCGGGACGUCUUCGAACGGGGGGUACAUGGACGCUACGAUCUUUUAUUACGCGCCGUACGCGAGGAGUGGGAGCGCGGUUGGGUUGUUGGGGAGUGCGACCGGCGCCGACUCCAACCCCGGGACCCUAUCUUAUGCGCAUCCGGUUCGAACGAAGGCUGGUGGGAAGUACCUUAUUGCGGUGUGGGUGGAUACGACGUUUGGAGGGGAGCAGUACGCUGAGAAGGCGUAUCUCGAGGUACUCUGGAAUGGGGAGGUGGUUAAGCGGGUGGAGCCGGGGUAUGUCAAGUGGGGCUAUGUGUGGGUUGAGGUUGAGGCGCUUGGGUUUGGGGUUAAGGGCCCUGGGGAUCGGUUGCAGCUGAGGGGAGGGCGGGCGCCGAGUUGGGUUUUCGUUGAUGAUGUUGCUGUUUGGUAUGUUGGGUGAGGAGGGUGAGGGUGGUGGUGGUGGUGGUGGUUAUCGGUCACUUGUUGUCUAGCUGUCGCUUUUUUGGACUGUUACAUUGAGUUUUGGCAUCCGUCGUCUUUCAUCGCCUUUUUUGUAUCCAUCGUCGUCCUACACCCUUUCGUAUCCAUCGUCCUCCCCUUGACUUUUCGCGUCCAUCAUCUUUCCUCGACCCCCUCGUAUCCAUCGUCUUCGCGUUUUUGCUAUCAUGUCCCCUCGCUUUCCGUGUGCCCUUAGCUCUCGUAAAAUCCUGUUAGCCUUCGUGAAUCUUCAAUCCUGAACUUGUCUUCUGAAAUUCAAAUUUAUGGUGUUAAUUGUGUACUG